AAAAAACAAAAAUUUGUAUUCUACAACAUGGAUCGGAUAAAUAAGUGUAUGGAAGAAUUACAAAUACAACCUCCUGAAAAGUCUAACAAAGAACACGAAAAGUUUAUUGCAGGAAAAAUUGAUAAUGUUAUUGGAACAUUGAACUUAGUACUUAUAAAACCACGUUCUUCUAACACUCUUUUAUGUCUUGGAGCUCCUUUGUUUUUAAAUUUUACAAGUAAUUCGAACAUUAAAUCAGAAUACAUAUUGUUAGGCUAUAUAGAUGAUAUUUUUGGACCAAUUAAAGAACCUAUGUAUUCUGUAACCAUAAAAUGUGAUCCUAUACACAUUUUGAAUGUUAAUACAUUGGUAUAUUAUUUUCCUAAUGAUGAAAAUACAAAACAUAUAUGUGUACAAUAUUCUAAAGAUGAAACUAUUAACAAAGAAAAAUAUUAUGUUAGAAUGUUAAAAUAUUGAAAAAUUAUAAUCUACAUGAUAUAAAAAAUCAUUUUUUUUUAGUUCUUAUCUCAUUGUGCCAUUAUAUGCACUUAAAAUAUUGUUAUUAUUUUGUUUUUAAUUAUGCACAUAAAAUUGUAAGUCAUCUGCUAUGUAAACUAAUGUUUUACAUACAAACUGUAGAUAUAAAAAAAUAAAUUGC
Messenger RNA from Megachile rotundata (alfalfa leafcutting bee), 637 nucleotides. RefSeq lists its product as uncharacterized. Gene Ontology annotation, biological process: pseudouridine synthesis; ribosome biogenesis. Lineage: Eukaryota; Metazoa; Arthropoda; Insecta; Hymenoptera; Megachilidae. The record is from RefSeq and is a predicted model, not a curated record.